Messenger RNA from Gadus chalcogrammus (walleye pollock), 3718 nucleotides. Its product is annotated as phosphatidylinositol 4-phosphate 5-kinase type-1 alpha-like. The record is from RefSeq and is a predicted model, not a curated record. Gene Ontology annotation, molecular function: phosphatidylinositol kinase activity. NCBI's taxonomy places the organism in Eukaryota, Metazoa, Chordata, Actinopteri, Gadiformes, Gadidae. Bases 650 to 2656 code for a protein of 668 amino acids. The transcript is spliced from 15 exons. Gene Ontology annotation, biological process: phosphatidylinositol metabolic process.
UAGCCGCAUCUUUAGCGCCGCCUAUAGGAGGUUGAGGAUAUCCGUCUGUGUGUUUUAUUUACAUCAUUUCGGCUUCCCUGUUAGGUGCUUGGCAGUGCGAAAGAAUGCAACAUAAUAUAAGUCAUUCAAAUCAUUGAUUUAUCAUCCAAAUCAAACGUCCGCCGCUCAAUGGAAAGCUCACGAAGAUGAGACGAUGUGCCUCUAGUCAGUAAGUGCCUUGCUUGUUUGUUGAGCGAUCAGCUAGCUGGUUAGCUAGCUAACCAAGAUACAAUAUAGGAUAGUUAGCAGUGGUCUGCUCUCUUUAAAGCCGAAAGUGAACAAAGUGCGUAUUAUAGUCGCCGCAACAAGGCGACUAUUAUACGCACUUUGUUCGUUAAGAGUCCACACUUAAGUUUAAAACUUUCCUUCGUCGGCAAGGGAAUAAGCAAUAACUUAAUAGUGUGGGUUGUUAAAACCCGACUACAUCGGGAAUGUGGUUGGCGAUCGUCACCUUUUGUCCUUUGGUAUUGUAUAAACUGCUUUGCCCGCAUAGGUCAGAGAGCACUUUGAGCACUCACACACCUGGAACAUUUUGAGACGGUUCAUGUCAAGGAGAGAGCCAGGAUUUGGACAGUAAAGUUCGAGUGAGCAGCCGUCGGGGAGUUUCAGGAUGGCUACAGCUGGGGCUGAACCACCCGGGCCGCUGGGAUCCGUCAGUAACCUAGCAGGAAACCAGAAAGUAGCCUUUUCAGAGGCACCGGGCACUAGUUCAUCACAGGCCAUGAAGAAAACGAUUGGCCAUCGUGGGAUUGACCCCACUGGGGAGACAACCUACAAAAAGACCACCUCCUCUGCUCUGAAAGGGGCUAUCCAGUUGGGCAUCACACACACAGUGGGCAGCCUGAGUCAUAAACCAGAGAGGGACGUCCUAAUGCAGGACUUCGAAGUGGUGGAAAGUAUCUUCUUUCCCAGGGAGGGCAGUAACCUGACCCCUGGGCACCACUACAGUGACUUCAGGUUCAAGACGUACGCUCCCAUCGCCUUCCGCUACUUCAGAGAGAUGUUUGGAAUCCGACCUGAUGACUACCUGUGUUCUCUGUGCAGCGAGCCACUGAUUGAGCUGUCCAACUCUGGGGCCAGUGGCUCCCUCUUCUACGUCUCCAGCGACGACGAGUUCAUCAUUAAGACUGUGCAGCACAAGGAGGCCGAGUUUCUGCAGAAAUUACUUCCUGGUUACUUCAUGAACCUGAACCAGAACAAGCGCACCUUACUGCCCAAGUUCUACGGGCUCUACUGCAUCCAAGCCGGGGGCAAGAACAUCCGGCUGGUGGUCAUGAACAAUCUGCUGCCUUGCGCUGUGCGCAUGCACCUCAAGUACGACCUGAAGGGCUCCACCUACAAGCGGCGGGCGUCGGCCAAGGAGCGCGACAAGGCCUCCCCCACGUUCAAGGACCUGGACUUAAAGCAGGAGCUGGCCGACGGCCUGCUGCUGGAGGCCGACAACUACAGCGCCGUCUGCAAGACCAUCCAGAGAGACUGCCUGCUGUUGCAGAGCUUCAAGAUCAUGGACUACAGCCUCCUGGUGGGAGUGCACAACGUGGAGCAGGCCUGCCGCGAGCGGGGCAGCCAGGUGGCCGAGUUGGGGGCGGCGUCCGGGGCCUCGGACCAGCGGCGGCCCCUGGGGCAGAAGUCCCUGUACAACACCGCCAUCGAGUCCAUCCAAGGGGAUGCCGGGGGCACGUCGUCCCAGGACACCGAGGACCAAAUGGGAGGGAUCCCAGCAUGUAACACCAAGGGAGAGAGGCUGCUCCUAUACAUUGGAAUCAUUGACAUUUUGCAGUCCUAUAGACUUGUCAAGAAGAUAGAACACUCCUGGAAAGCUCUGGUCCAUGACGGGGACACAGUGUCUGUCCACCGGCCAGGGUUCUACGCAGAGCGCUUUCAGAAGUUCAUGUGCAACAUCGUGUUCAGAAAGAACUCAACAAAGGCCUCUCCCUAUAAGAAGAGCCGCGCGGGCAUCCUGCGGAAGGGAAUGGGCGCGUUGUCGGAACCACCAUCUCCUGCGCAGGCGCCUAACUUGCUAGCUCACGUCCAGGUGGCUAGCUCGUUCGCUCACGUCCAGGCGGCUAGCUCGUUAGCCCCUGUCCAGGCGGCUAGCUCGUUAGCUCCCUUCCAGGCGGCUAGCUUAGCCCAUGUCCAGGCUGCUAGCUCGUUAGCCCCUGUCCCGGCGGCUAGCGUAGCCCAUGUCCAGGCGGAUAGCUCGUUAGCUCCCGUCCAGGCGGCUAGCAGUAGCAGCCACGGAGAGCGCCACCAGCUGGCCGCUGGCCAACAUUCCGGCAGCAGUGUGGGGGAAUCGGAGGCCGAAGUAGAGGGCGUGGCUCAGUGUUCUGGUCGGCCUGACCUGCUCCCAAAGAGCUCCGUGCCGGGCGAUGAUGAUGUCACCGGGGAGGUUGCUGGGGCUGCCACCAUCCCCUCACACCAGACCCCUCCUCUCCACGAGGACGGUAUGCGCACGUUGUCAGCGUUGUUGUUGUCGUCUUCAACGCGGGACAGUGCAGCCAGUGAGCCUAGCGCUUCCAAGAGUUUUGACUUGACGACUCUUAAAGAGUGCAACAAUGCAGAGCUCGUCGUUUCCCUCGGCGACAUGCAGCCCAGUACAACUCGUUGCUACGUGUGAUCAAGAUCAAAGGAACUAGCGUUUGCAACUAGAACAAGAACCAGAGAACAUUGGUUUGUACGGUUGAAGUCUUUUGGAGAACCAGAUGCAUCCUACGUCUGGAAGUUCUAUUGGGCUCUUGCAGGCUCCUCCUCACUGUGUUUCGGAGAUUCAUCUGACCUCUUUUGUAGGAAUUUUUCAUUCCAAGCCUUUUGAUAAUUUGCUGUAUAAUACGAAUAUGUGGGUGCCUUAGCUUUGGGUUGAAUGGAAUGAAUGCUGUUCAACUAAAGACAUGACCUUGUGUCACUGAUUACAUCAGGGGCAAAUAGGCAGAAUGUCAGAGUGGAGUAUUUGUCAUUUGAGAACAUGCCUUCCACCGUGGUUGUUCGUUCACUCAGGUUACCCUACGCGUUCCCUUUUUUAUGCUUCCGUAAGAGGAUCUAUGCAACCCCUGCACAUUCACACUUUGCGUGUGUGUCUGUGUUUGUGCGCCCAUGUAAAGGUGUGCAUGUUAGUAAGCUUCACAUCAUAUUCUGCUAAAGAAUCUCAACAGGUAUUCAAACUUGGAACGCUAAAUGGGUUAUGAAUCACAUGCUAGCCUGUUGUAAACGACACAUGUUUUUUGUGUAAAUACAAUGUCAUGCUGUUUCAUUGUAUCUGACUACUGAACGGCGCAGUAGGCUGGCCUCCCUCGGCCUACUGUGGAUGGAGAUGAUGCUGGGCAGUAUGAAUGUAUGUAUCAUUGUUAUGUUUUUAAGGGUGCAUUCUUACCCUGGGACCAUUUUCUAGACUCCCCCAGAAAUCUCAACGCAAAUGCCCAACCUUGAUAUAGACUGUAGCACACACAUUCCUUCUACAUUUGAAAUGGCUGAGUAGGGAGAUUGAUAUUAUUUUUGUUAUAGGUGUUUAUAUGCUGUAAGGUUUUAAGUGGGAUUUAAAGGUUACUUUCUGACCAAAGAAACAAUUCUGAAACGUUAACUUUAGAGGUUUUUGCCUUCUUAGAACUCGCCCACAUUGUUUUACCAACUUGUUGCAAUCAAGUGACCCACCGUAAUUUACGAAUACACAAUUCUUUUAUAUAUA